Molecule: messenger RNA, 2115 nt
Organism: Huiozyma naganishii CBS 8797
Lineage: Eukaryota; Fungi; Ascomycota; Saccharomycetes; Saccharomycetales; Saccharomycetaceae
Gene: GLC3
Product: 1,4-alpha-glucan branching enzyme
Exons: 1
Coding region: 1-2115 (704 amino acids)
Biological process (GO): glycogen biosynthetic process
Cellular component (GO): cytoplasm
Molecular function (GO): cation binding; hydrolase activity, hydrolyzing O-glycosyl compounds; 1,4-alpha-glucan branching enzyme activity
Source: RefSeq, a predicted model, not a curated record
AUGUUUAACGUACCAGAAAAUGUUAAGGCGUGUGUUGAAAUUGACCCCUGGUUGAAACCGUACGCUCAGGUUCUCUCAGAGAGAAGGUACCUAGCAGAUAAAUUUUAUUACGAUAUAACGCAUGCAACUGCAGACGGGUCAGAACAGACUCUGUCCAAGUUUGCCCGUGAUGCGUACAAGUCCUACGGGCUGCAUGCAAACCCUCAAACGAAGGAGAUCACGUACAAAGAGUGGGCACCCAACGCUAAGAAUGCCUUCCUGGUGGGUGAUUUCAAUAAUUGGGAUAAGUAUGCUACACAGAUGACUGGGAAGGAUGAGUUCGGCAACUUCUACCUGACUUUACCACCAACUGACCAAAACGAGUUUGCGAUUCCUCACGACUCGAAGUUGAAAGUUAUGUUCCAAUUGGAGGAUAACUCGGAGAUCUUCAGAAUCCCAGCUUGGAUUACAAGGGCUACACAGCCUUCAAAGGAGACUAAGGAACAGUUUGGCCCAGCUUACGAGGGGAGGUUCUGGAACCCUCCAGAACAGUACCAAUUCCGUCACGAGAGACCCACUUUCAACGAGUCUAGGGACUCACUAAGAAUCUACGAGGCCCAUAUCGGGAUCUCGUCUCCUGACCCUAAAGUGACCUCUUACAAAGAAUUCACCGCGAAUAUCUUACCCAGAAUUCAGUACUUGGGGUACAACUGUAUCCAGUUGAUGGCCAUCAUGGAACAUGCCUACUACGCAUCCUUCGGGUACCAAGUUACUAACUUCUUCGCGGCCUCCUCGAGGUUCGGGACACCAGAGGAGUUGAAAGAAUUGAUUGAUACGGCCCACGGGAUGGGUAUUCUCGUUCUCUUGGAUGUCGUCCACAGUCACGCCUCCAAGAACGUAGAGGACGGGUUGAACAACUUCGACGGCUCAGACCACCAGUACUUCCAUUCCAUCGCUUCCGGUAGGGGGGAACACCCACUCUGGGACUCCAGACUGUUCAACUACGGUAGUUUCGACGUGCAAAGAUUCCUCCUUGCAAACCUCGCCUUCUACAUCGACGUGUACCAGUUCGACGGGUUCAGAUUCGACGGUGUCACCUCCAUGUUGUACUUGCACCACGGUGUCGGCGCAGGCGGCGCCUUCAGCGGGGACUACGACGAGUACUUGUCCAAGGAAAGAUCCGCCGUCGACCACGAGGCCCUAGCGUACCUGAUGUUGGCCAACGACCUCGUCCACGAACUGCUCCCAGAAUCAGCAAUCACAGUAGCAGAGGACGUCUCCGGAUAUCCAACUUUGUGUCUCCCAAGACACACCGGUGGGGCAGGGUUCGACUACAGACUCGCCAUGGCACUACCAGACAUGUGGAUCAAGAUUUUGAAGGAGAAGUCCGACGAGGAGUGGGACAUGGCAAACAUCGUCUACACACUCACCAACAGAAGAUACGCGGAGAAAGUGGUCGCCUACGCAGAGUCCCAUGACCAAGCGCUCGUCGGGGACAAGACCCUCGCCUUUUGGCUCAUGGACGCAGCGAUGUACACGGACAUGACGGUCUUGAAGCAGAGCACCCCGGUCAUCGACCGUGGUAUCGCGCUGCACAAGAUGAUCAGGCUGCUCACGCACGCACUUGGAGGAGAGGCGUACUUGAACUUCGAGGGGAACGAGUUCGGUCACCCUGAGUGGCUGGACUUCCCGAACGCCAACAACGGUGACUCGUACCACUACGCGAGAAGACAGUUCAACCUAGUUGACGACAACCUGCUGCGUUACAAGUUCCUGAACGACUUCGACAGAGCCAUGCAGUUGUGUGAGAGGGACCACCAGUGGUUGAACACGCCACAGGCUUACGUCUCCUUGAAACACGAGGUCGACAAAGUCGUCGCUUUCGAGAGGAACGGGCUGCUGUUCAUCUUCAAUUUCCACCCAACAAACAGUUUCACGGAUUACAGAAUCGGGGUCGACCAACCGGGCACGUACCGUAUCGUCUUGAACUCGGACCGCGAGGAGUACGGUGGACAUAACAGAAUCGACGAAAAUGUCAGGUUCCACACAAGCGAUUUGGAAUGGAACAACAGGAGAAACUUCGUCCAGGUCUACAUCCCCAAUAGAACCGCGAUUAUCCUCGCUCGGGAUCAGUAG